Messenger RNA from Dovyalis caffra, 1179 nucleotides. NCBI's taxonomy places the organism in Eukaryota, Viridiplantae, Streptophyta, Magnoliopsida, Malpighiales, Salicaceae. The record is from the annotation of a GenBank genome assembly.
AUGGCAAUGAAACACAGGAAACUGUUCCCAGCUGGAACUGAAACAAAUCAAACUACAGACUGCCCUGACUUCUGUGACCCAGCUUGUCCUUAUAAUUGCUAUCCUUACUCAGACUACUAUUUGUUGCCUCCACCACCACCACCACCACCACCUCCUUCAUUCUUGCCCCAAGAACGCCACUUAUCACCAUAUGUGAUCAUCAUAGUUGCUUUGCUAGCCAGUUUCUUCCUUAUUGUUAGCUACUAUGUUAUUGUAGCCAAGUCUUGUUGUGGUUGGUGUGGUUCCAGGAAUAACAGGCAGCCCCAAGCUCAAGAAGAAAAUACAGAUGAAGAAUUUCUUGAUGAGAACCGAGUUGAUCACCCGAUAUGGUUCAUUGCCACAAUUGGUUUGCAACAGUCAAUUAUCAAUUCAAUCACAGUUUUCAAGUACAAGAAGGGUGAAGGGCUAAUUGAAGGAAGUGAAUGCUCAGUUUGCUUGAGUGAAUUUCGGCAAGACGAGACUCUUAGGCUACUGCCUAAGUGUAACCACGCGUUUCACAUAUCUUGUAUUGAUACUUGGUUGAGAUCUCACACCAAUUGCCCCUUGUGUCGUGCACAUAUAGUAAAUGGAGGGGUUAGCGCUCCCUUGGUUUCAGUGGGUCAGAACCACGAUGACUUAAAUCCAAUUGUCAGUUCCCAGAUGGAGAAUUCGCAUGUUGAUAGUGGAUUUAGUAAUAUUCAAGAGAGAAAUGAACCUUGCGAAAACAGAGCUGUAACAGAUGAGGGAGGUGAAAUACUACAGGUUGGUGAAGAAAAAACUUUGAAGGAUGAAGUGAAUUAUAAUGAUAAUGGUGAUCUCCAGGUACUUUGUGACUCUGUGGAUAAAUAUCAGGAUGUGGAGAAUAAUAUAAAGCCGAUGAGGAGGUCUUCUUCAAUGGAUUCUUUGAAAGCAACAACUACGAGUGUUGGCCUGACUGAUCAUAGUCCACUUGAAUCCGAGGAAAACUUGGUUAGUCAGAUCGAAAAUAAUGAGGAAAGAAUAUCAAAAAUUGUUUUGAAGGGAGAUGGUCCACAUUCAAGCGAGUUUAAAUUGACUGGCAGUUCUUCCAUUUCACAAUGUCUUCAUAAAGGUCCUGUUUCUAUGAAAAGAUCAUUUUCAUGUGGGGGAGGUUUUUCACUUCAAGGCAAAACCGAAGCCUGA